This is a messenger RNA of Cyclopterus lumpus (lumpfish), 2201 nucleotides long. RefSeq names its product tetratricopeptide repeat domain 22 (gene ttc22). Bases 63 to 1769 code for a protein of 568 amino acids. NCBI's taxonomy places the organism in Eukaryota, Metazoa, Chordata, Actinopteri, Perciformes, Cyclopteridae. The transcript has 8 exons. The record is from RefSeq and is a predicted model, not a curated record. Gene Ontology annotation, molecular function: protein binding.
AUUGUUUUUAUUGUAUCGCUUGUCUUUUUUAAAUAGCAGGUAGAGAAGGAGAACAGGAGGCCAUGGAGGCAGACAGCACAGAGGACAUCGAGUCUCUCAUGGAGGACAUGGAUUACAUACCCGGCCACUUUCACCUGGAACUCAACCUCAACUGUGAACCUGUCGGGCCUGUGAAGCUAAGAUUCAGGGACACUUAUCUUAAACAAGAGAGCCUGCGAGGCGAGCUUGAGGCUGAAGUGGGACACCUACAGUACGCUGUCCGAAAUCUGCUGGGUUUUCUGGCUUUUCACCUGGAACACUUGGACACAGCUGAGGAAAUAUUCAGAAGUAUUUGUAAAGAAGACCCUGGUAACCUCAAUGCCUGGGCCAACCUGGGCUACGUGUACGACAAGCUGGAGAGAGAGCUGGAUGCAGGGGAGUGUGUGGAUAAAGUGUCCCACCUCAUGGGGUUAGACGCUGGAGAGGCCUUUCAGGAUGAGGCCAGGCUUCUGGCGGCUCGCUGCCUGGCUGAGCAAGCUUACGUGCAUCCUUACGACGUGGAGCUGGACGGUGAGGACGACCUCAGAGACAGACUGACGGCAGCAUUGACACUUUACAACAGAGCCCUGGUCUAUGGGGGUCAGCUGAUACAAAUAGAGGAAAAACGAAGCUGGUAUUUAAAAAUGGCGACCAUCUAUAUAAGACUGGACACCAUAGUAAAGACCAAAGCAGACUCUGAAUACUCCAGACUUCCUCUCUACAAUAAGGGACUGAAGCUUCUCAAAGAAGCACUAGCAUUGGAGAAAACACAACACAAAGCUCUCACCUGGUGUUGCGUUGGUAUCAUGUUGGAGAGGAAGGAAGAGUUCACCACAGUGCCCAUGUCUAUACAUGACUGUGGCUACUCAGCUACUGAUCCUCUGUCCUGCUAUGGAACUGCCAUAAAGUUGGCCAAUGGUGAUGCAUUCACCCUGAACCUUCUGGCAAAGAUCUUCUUUCUGUUGGACAAACAUGAGAUGGCAACAGGGAUCUGCAACAUGGCCCUAAACGUGCUUCCAGACCCAGAGCUCAACUGGCAGGCCUACUGCACCCGUGCCAAGAUCAAUAUGAUGCUCUACGUCAGGGACUUGGAGAAGGUAAAAUGUGGGCAAGGUGGAAUUCCAGACCGACAGAAACUAACUGAGGCCAGAAAAGACUUGGACAAGGUCCUGACUGUACGUCAAUGUGUGUGGACUCACCUGGAGAUGGCACAGGUGCACUACUACAUGGGCGUAGAUGCACUCCAGGAGAGUCUUUUGGUGGAUGAGGGGGCAGUGGACAGUGCAUUGGUGAGUCUGUCCCAUGCCCUACAGUUUGAGAUGGGCGACAGCCUGCCAGACCUGCACGUGAUGAGAGGGCGCUGCCUCCUGCUGAAGGGUGAGGAGCAGAACGCUGCAGACUGCUUCAAACGGGCAGUGGAGUUAGAGAGACCAGGCAGCACAGACACCACAGCUCUGCGCUGCCUCCUAGAGGCCCUCUUGACUUUGUUCACGCAGGGAGCCCCUCAACCGAGCCUCGCAAUCACCCAACUGGAGCUGUGGGUGCAAAAGGCAGAGGAGAGGUACCCUGAGGACAUUGUGAAGUCCAUGCUGAGGCGCCUUUACAGGACUCGCACAGCAGAGGUCACAGAGUUAUCCAGGGCUCUCAUCAGGACAGGCAGACUGGACAUAGUGAGGAGGAUACUGGAAACGGUGGUGCCCAAACAACUGGUUAAGAAGAGACCAAAGGCUUUACAUGAAGCAAAUAUGUGACCUGACCAGAUCAAACACGCAGAAAUUAAUGAACUUCUUGACAGCCUUUCACAGAUAAGCUUGAACAGCAGCGGUGCAUUUUAAUUAAACUCUCUUUACUAUAAGUGUGUAUUAUAGAAUAACCCACAGUUACAGUGUUACAGCACAGGGGGAUAUUCCUUUUAAGCUUGCUUUACACUGGAAAAUAUGUUAAAACAUUUGAGUUUUUUUACAAAAUGCCCUGUUUGCCCUUCCACAGUGGCUGUAUAAAUGACAGAUUAGUAGUUUCCAACACAAGUUGUCUUAAUGCUGCUUAGUAAUAUGUAAAUCAUGUCACACUACCUCUUAUCGAGUGGGAUAUUUCAAUGUUCUAUACUAAUGACCAGCAGAUAAAGGUGUAAACCAUUAAGAUGCCUGGUUAAUAAAAUGUUCUGUUUGUGACAAUGAAUAAAA